Molecule: messenger RNA, 6273 nt
Organism: Pelobates fuscus (common spadefoot toad)
Lineage: Eukaryota; Metazoa; Chordata; Amphibia; Anura; Pelobatidae
Gene: DAP
Product: death associated protein
Exons: 4
Coding region: 156-476 (106 amino acids)
Biological process (GO): cellular response to amino acid starvation; negative regulation of autophagy; apoptotic signaling pathway
Molecular function (GO): death domain binding
Source: RefSeq, a predicted model, not a curated record
AAGGAGGAGGAGGUGACAUAAAAGAAAUGAAGAGGAAAUAGGGCGGAGAUAUCAGCAAUUGCUGAUGUGUGAGCAGCUUUAGAGCAAGUUGUUGUUUACUGUACUUUCAGGUUUCCUUUGCUGUGAAGCAGAAAUCCCUAACAUUAAAAGAAGACAUGUCUUCACCUCCCAAAGAGAAAACGGACGUCAAAGCUGGUCACCUUCCUGCUGUCAAAGCUGGUGGAAUGAGAAUUGUACAAAAGCAUCCACAUACUCCUCAUGUGGAACAAAAAGAGGAAAAGGAAAAAGAGGAAGAAAACUGGGAAAGUGGUUUUGUGCAACCAAAACCACCUUUGAUUAUCUCUGGAGCUGUUACGAGGGGCGAUAAGGAUUUUCCCCCAGCAGCUGCACAAGUUGCUCAUCAGAAACCGCAUCCUUCUGUGGAAAAGUUGCCUGCUUCACAUUGCAGUCAUCAUAUCCAUCAGCCCCGCAAGUGAAGACUCUGCAAAAAAGAAAAAGAGCUGCCGCUUCCAUUUGGAUUAGAUCCCUUCUGUGGCAUACACUAGAAAUUUACAAAAAAAUAUUCCUUGAUAAUUUUUGGGUUUCACCCUUUCGAUUUGGUAGCCAAGUGAAACUGUAUUCUGGGUGGGGCAUUGGUGUCUAGUACUGCCUACUCUUCCCAGCUCCAACUAAUACAGUGGUAGAACUGUCUUUUACUGACCGUUCUAACCCUUUAUGUGAGGUUCCAUACAAAUUUGUGCCAGGGGCCUCCCCUUCUUGUUUCUAUAGGGAACAGAAACAUUCCCAGGUAUACUAAAUAUAUGCUUGAAUUUUACUGUUCAUUCUAAAACUAUAUAAUCAAAACGAUCUACAUUGUAAUCUCCCAUGAUAUGUGGUUUGUAUAUCAAGCUGGCUUUUUUGAAAGUGGUACAGGUUGUUUUUGUUAAUUGAAGUUGUAUACCCUGAUAUACUGUUUUUUUACUUGAUUAUUCAUUGGGUUCUCUCUGAGGUCAAAUCACCAUUCAAAAUAUAUGUAUGAAGAAAUGCUGUAAAAUAUUUAACUCCAUGUAUAACUGUCCAUCUUUGACCUUAUUUUUGCACUAAAUACAUGUAAAUAACUAACCUUAAAGUUGGUUAACAAAUUCUUAACAAAACAUGUUCUGAAAUGUGUUUAUACAUUGUGCUAAUUAAAUCUUUAUUGAAUACUUGCAGGGUGAGUCAAAAGUCAGGAACCAUCUAAAUUGCUGUAAAAUGCCUAAAGUUAAUUUAAUUUCAAGCAAACUCACCAUUAUGUAAAUGACCAAUGAAUAUACCUGAGAUUUAUAUUACCCUAGUCAAAGUUGGCUUCUUGAAAUCAGUAGCAUAAAGCAUCUUGGAGGUAUUUAGGUGUUUUUGAAUUUAAAACUAUUCUUAAUUCAACCAUUCUUUUAAAUCCUCCAAGAUGGCUGCCUCGGUGAUUGUGAAGAGAUAAACAAACAUGGCCAUGAAUGAUGCACUAAAAUAAUGCAAGUAUAUAUGCACAUAUCCACUGAGAUGACCAAAUAUGAAGUUUUACAUCAGUGCUAACUACAUGGAACGAAAUACAUUUUUUUAUAAUUUGUUUUUCUGAAAGUUUGGCUAGUGUUAUGUAUAGUUUCUUUGCACCUCUAUGUGAAACCAUGUUGCUUACCACAGUUUCUCCUCCUUGGUACAGAAGCCAGUUUAGUAGUAUUAUUCUUUUCUUUCUCUAUUUCCAGAAGCUUAUGCUAAUGUUUUUGGAUUUGCUCAGGGAAUUGUUAAAAAGGAAUUAGCCAAUACAAAACUGGACAGACUCAGUGGAAGAUCAGUAAUAUUUAAAAAAGAAUGCCCCCUACAAUUUUAGUAACGUUAAAGUGCAUUUAAAUAAAUACUUUAGUUUAAAGUGGCUCCCCCCCCUUCCCAAAACGAGUAUUUUAUAAAGCUAAAAUCUUAAUAUACUCACAUGGACUGUGAUGGAAUUUAACUGAAAUUGUAUUCACAGUCAAAAUAUAUAAAAGACAUCUCAACUUGACAAAAGGCAGAGCAUCCACUGUGAAGUUUUGUCACUUCCUCCAGCCAUCACUAAUGAUGCAUGUGAGGAAAAUGGCAUUGUCUAUCAAUGCUCCCAGGGUCCUCCUUAAUCAUCAGUUUUGUAUCCUUGCGCAUGUGCGGGAUUACAGACCUCCAUAAACCAAACAGUGAUGUCGCCUUUGGGGGUCUUUCCAAAAUAUUCAAAAACCCCAGAAGGUGACAGAGCCUCUUUAAUUGUUUCAGUGGCAAUCAGGCUACAAAGAUUCAAAUUCAUUCUUGAUGUAGAUGUUUUGUGUAAGAAAAAAACAAUAAAAAAAACCUUAAUUGCUAGUGGAGUUUGCUUUUAAAAAGAGUGACAUUUAGUUUUUUCUCCUUGUGAUUUGUUCUUAAUUCAAUGGUGAAGCAUGUCCCUAAUGUUUAUAUAAUCUGUGGCUGCAAUUCUGAAAUACAAUUCUUAAUUGUUAUUUUUCUGUGAUUGUAUCUUUUAUCAUCAUGACAUAUUUUAAGUGACCAAAAUGGUUGCUAUAAUUUUUAAAGUUCCAAAAUAUGUUCUUGUAUAAGUUGUUUUCAUUACCAUAUACUGUAGGUGGGUACUAUACAUGUCUGCUAAUAGCCAUUAUGCAGCCAUGUGCCAUACAUAUCUCUCUUGUGCCAUAAAAGGUGCUAUACUCUUUCCCAAAUGUGUUAAAUUGUUAAAUUCUGUUAAAAACACAUUUACCGACUUUUUAAUUUCUUUGCUUAUAAAAAUUGUUAAAACAUAUUUUUAUUUUAGUAUAGCUUCAUAUAUUACUAGAAUAUUAAAAAUAUUAUAAUAUUUUAAAUGGAAACUGUCACACCAUACCUGGCUCUCCACUCCCCCGCUGCUAUCUCCUUACUGAGGUAGGUGUUACACCUCUGUAACACCCACCUCAAAUCUGCUAGCACAUUGUAAAAAUGGAAUUGCAAGCUCUUUUAAAAGAGCUUGUUUUUUUUUAGCCUUCACUGUUUCCUUUUUAUGAAGCUAAAAACAUCAUUAACAAUUUGUAGAAUAUAUGUUCUUAAACUUAAGCAAUUUAGUUUGUAGUUUCUUUGGCACGCCCUGAUGGCUGAAAAACAAUGAUGGGCACAAGUGUAUCUUCAAAGUAGGUACUAAAUUCUCAUUUAGAAUGAAAUAAAUUAUACUCUCCAUAUAAAAAAGUUAAACCAGUUUAGCCUUAUCAUUUUUUAAAAUAAAAAGUUAGAAUUAACAGACCAACACUUUAUCUAGAUAACCACAUAGGUGAGUCUAGGUAUCAAAUUCAGUUCUACUAUCCUAGAAAGUGAUAAAGAUUUCCCUUACAUAUCAUGAUCUUUCCUCAAUGCUAAAAUGCCUUGUCAAUUACAGUAACAUUAAAGAAGAAUCAUAUUGUAGUCAAGAAAAACAUUUUGCGCCCUUAACGUUUCAUAUCCACAAUUUUUAUAUAGUAUUAAAAUUUGAACUUUUGAUGCCUUAUUGGUAUGAGUAACUUGAUAUUUGGAUCUGAAAACCAAAUUAUUCUUACUAAAUUGUGUUAAUGUGCUAAUGUUGAUGCGAAGGCAGCUACUUGCUGUAACUAAAAACAUCUGUUUCCGUAGAUUGGUAGUGUUUUUGACACUAUUCCAAUACUUAGAAUAAAAUAUACACAUACUUAAUUUGUUAUUUGUUAUUUCUAAAAGCCUACAGAUUUUACAGGAUAUUGUUCAAUAAAACAUAUUUAAAAAUGCAUGCACAAGUUAAUAGUUUUGCCUUAUAUGUACUUUACUGAUUCCCUACAUCAGUGUUUCUCACCCUAUUACAGAGUACCCUUUAGGUCUAAAAGUACCCCUGCCUCUUAAAAGUAAUUUCUAUUGAUCUGAAUUCCAAAUGAAAUGUGUAACCGACGAUAUUUAAGUUAAUCCCAUAUUGGAGAACAAGCCUGAUUAAAGGUGAUAUAAUUGGAAUAUUGUGUAUGUAACACACUCACUAAUUUGACAGACACACACACAUUCUCUCACACAUUAUCUCACAUUCUCUCACACACAAACACUCACAAAUUAUUAUUUUUAUAUAAAUCCACCCAGCUUGCCUAACUUUGGGAGAGCUGGAAUGGAUCCUUUAAGUAGGGUUGUAGUGUGGCUGCUGUCAUCUUCGUGCUCAAUUACCACUGGUUCCUCGCGUGCUGUGUAGAUGCUAGGGCUGGAGGGAUGUCAUAACCUCGCUUCCGGGAUCACCAUAGAGCACGAGGGAGCAGUGCUGAAAGAGCACAGACAUCAGUGCUCCCUCGUAACCCAUCUUCAUUCUCCCCUCUGGAGCACAUUCGGGCAGAGUAGACAACUGUUGUCCAUGUAAUCAGGUUCCUACUCUACCUUAGCGCACAGCAUCCUGGCAAUACCCUGCUCUGGUGCAUGUUGGUUGAAAAACUGUGCCCUAUUUUACAAGGACAGAGAGAUAAAAAAUUUUAAAUCUUCGCUUUCCGACUUUCUGCUUAGUAGUUUUCAGGUAUUAUCCCAGGUUCUGGUACAUUACAACAAUAUUUAAAUGACCAGCUAAACUAAUAAAUCACAGCAAAACUAAAAAAAACAAGCAUGUUCCUUGUUUUAGUGUUCUAUCACUUGUAUUUUCCUUAUCUAGUUGACGAAUUAAUAUUUUCAUUACUGCACUAAAUAAAAGCAGAAUUGUUAAUAUACAUUUUCUCAGGAACCUAUAGUUAUGGGGCUUAUGGAAAAAGGGAAUUCCACAAAAACAAGAAAAAGUAAUCAAUUAACCCUUUACUGUAUCUUUUUUUGUUUUUUGAUAGUGCUUUUCUGAAGCAAUAACGAUGCUCACUCAAAUGUCUUCAUUAAAUAGGGAGUAUAUACUGAUGUACAUCGAAUAUCAGACUUUAUACUAAACUGACAUUUGUUUAUUACUCUCUGAAUUUAUGUAAAUUAAGAUCAUUUAGAAUUUUAUAGCCAGGUUUUUUUAAAGAAAUAAUUGCUUUGAUUUGAUGUUUUAAUUGAUGUCAUUAUUAUCUCUGGUAAAUCCAUAAACACCUGCACUUUUUAGCAACAAGUCUAUAUUCUUUAAUUGGAUCUCUUUAAUUAGAUGAAUGCAAAGUGGGCCUGCUUCAGACAUUUAUAGAUUUUGUUAUUAAUUUCAGAUUUUUUUAUUUAUUUAUCACAAAGGAUACUAUGGCAAACAAAUAGCACAUGAGUACUUUAUGAGCUGGGACCAUAUAUUCAAAAUAUAAGUGUAAAAUACUCAUAGUUGUAAAUAUGAUUUAAAUGUGGCGUGUUUUUCUUUUAAAUGUAAUUAUCUUAAAGGAACACUUUAGUUUAGAGGUAGGAAUACAAUGUAUUGCUAACUCUAUAGUUUUAUAGUACUUAUUCAGAUUUCUCGGCAACUCUAAAUUCAUUAAAUACGUUUUAUUAUUAUAAUAUUCCUUAGCGCUUUACAAUUAUAGAAUAGGGAUAACGGACAUACAAAAUAAGAGGCGACAAGUGAAGAAGGCCUUGCUCAAACAAGAUUACAAUCUAUGAUAUUUACCUUGUCACUAGGACUGAUACUCACUCUAUGCAGCCACCUGCUCUGCCUCCCAUCUCAUCUUACUGCUGUCUCCUCUUCAUCUUCUUGUUAAAUCCAAUGGUUCUCAUAAAGUAUCAACAAGUGCCGCACUUACCCAGUAAAAUGCUUCUCGUAGACAUCCUCGUUAAAUGUCCUCAUGCAAUGGAUGAGGAUGUCAAACAGGCUGUUUUAGUUAGGUGCGGAAGCAUCCUCUAGUGGCUGUCGGGAAGAGAGCCACUAGUGGGUGGGUUCUAUCCCUGCAACCAAAACAAUUCCAUACCUACAAAACAGCAAUGGUUUGCAUUGCAGGACCAAAACGACUGUGGCCUAUAGUGGUCCUUGAAAUAUAGUUACAGAUUUGGUCUCUCCUUAAAUGAAAACUGGUUUAUUAUUUAAAAUGUGUAUAGAUUACAGUAAAAUGCAUGUAAUCUUUAUAAGUAAUACCUGUUUUAGUGCAUCUUCUGAUUUACUAUUGGUCCAUGUGAAUGGAAAUCUUAAAAGCUUUUUAGUCGACAGCGCCACUUGGUCUAUCUCACCAAGGGCCAUGCAAAAUAAACUGCUAAAACCAGCUUACAAUGUGGUUGUGAGUUUUGUGAAAAUACACUAGCUCUCCAUUUCCUGUCUUAAGUAUGAUUAGAGAUGUUUCUAACCAAAGAGGAUAUACAUAUAGAGGCCACCCCAAGAUCCAAGGGUAAACCAGGAAAUUUACAGAAAAGAUCUAUAGACUUGUAUGUAUUUAUAAUAAA